UAUUCCUUAAUGGCAAUUAGACAAAAACUAAUGUAUACUAUUUUAUUCCGCAUUUGGUAUUAUUACUAAUAAUGAUCAAACUAUUCAUUUAAUUAAUUCCCAUAUAUGAUGGCUUCGUUGAUGGGACAGAGACAACAAAGGGAGAAAGAGAGAAGUGUCGAAGCAAAGAAAUGAAAUUCGUAAUACCAAAACUACCCUUCACACUCUCUCUCUUCCUUUCCCUCUCUCUUCUCAUCGUCUUCUUCUUCGUCUUCCCAACCACGUACCUCCGCCGUCCUCUCUCAUCCUCCGUCGUCGCCGUCGCCGUCGCCGAAGAAGGCAUACGGAUCCGUCACCAUGGAUACGCCUCCUACGAAGCCUACAUCAAGCACCAGCUCAACAAAACUCAAAACCCGAAGCUACGUAAAGUAUGGACAACGCGCGACUGGGACAGGAAAGUGCGCGUGUUCUCCACUUUCUUCAAACGUCUCAGCGAUCACAACCUCCUCUCGAACCAGUCGAAAGCUCUCUCGAUCGGCGCGCGCGUGGGACAGGAAGUAGCGGCGCUGAGAUUGAUCGGCGUACAAGACUCAGUGGGGAUAGAUCUGGUGCCGCGACCGCCUCUAGUGGUGAAAGGAGACUUCCACGCGCAGCCGUUCGAGUCGGACACGUUCGAUUUCGAGUUCUCGAACGUGUUCGAUCACGCGCUGUACCCGGAGAAGUUCGUUGGGGAGAUCGAACGGACGUUAAAGCCAGGUGGGGUGUGUGUUUUACACGUGUCGAUAUCGGGGAAGACGGAUAAGUACUCGGCUAAUGAUCUCUUCAGUGUGAAACCAUUGGUGAAUCUGUUCAAGCGAUCUAAAGUUGUGGAGGUGAGGAACAUCGAUGGUUUUGGGCUUGAUACUGAGAUUGUUUUUAGGAAGAACAACAACAACAACAAUUAAACCAUACUACAAAAGAUUUCUAAAAUUAUAGUGUUUUUGUUUUGAUUGUUUCAUAGUAUUUAAUACAGAUAUAUAUAUAUAGAGUUUGUUGUUUAAGUUGAACACAAAUUGUUUCUUUUCAAUGUCUAUUGUUUUACUACAAAAUCAAAAUGUAUACAUCUGAGUGGCGACAUCAAUAAAUUAUAGAAUUUUUUUUGUU
Camelina sativa (false flax) is the source of this 1122-nucleotide messenger RNA. RefSeq lists its product as uncharacterized. Lineage: Eukaryota; Viridiplantae; Streptophyta; Magnoliopsida; Brassicales; Brassicaceae. Gene Ontology annotation, molecular function: S-adenosylmethionine-dependent methyltransferase activity. The record is from RefSeq and is a predicted model, not a curated record.